GAUCAAACUGUAACUGCUGUAAGGCAACGUGAACAAAUCAGUGUAUCAAAAGAAAAACGAGCAGCAAAAACAGUUGCUGUCAUCAUUUUUGUAUUUUCAUUUUGUUGGCUUCCAUUCUUUUGCGCAUAUGUUAUAUUACCAUUUUGUAAUUCAUGCUAUAUUCAUCCCAAGAUCAUGCAAGCAUUUGUAUGGCUCGGUUAUAUUAAUUCAUCGCUCAAUCCAUUUCUAUAUGGUAUAUUAAAUUUGGAAUUUCGGCGGGCAUUUGAAAAAAUUUUAUGUCCCAAAUUGGCUGAUUUUAAUCGUAGGAUUAGAACACAUCGAAAAUAA
This is a messenger RNA of Loa loa (African eye worm), 327 nucleotides long. RefSeq lists its product as hypothetical. The transcript is spliced from 2 exons. The annotation marks the transcript as partial. Gene Ontology annotation, cellular component: membrane. Gene Ontology annotation, biological process: adenylate cyclase-activating adrenergic receptor signaling pathway. The record is from RefSeq and is a predicted model, not a curated record. Gene Ontology annotation, molecular function: G protein-coupled amine receptor activity. Lineage: Eukaryota; Metazoa; Nematoda; Chromadorea; Rhabditida; Onchocercidae.